AUGGCUAACGAACCUGCGCCAAAUGGAUUUGAAAAGAAAAGUCAUGAUCAAUACGACAAUCCUUUGACAAGGCAGGAUGUUGAAACCAUAAUCGCAAAGUCAUUGGGGCCAAACUACAAGAUUCACAAUUACUACAUGAGAAACCAUUCGAACGAACAUGUAGGCUUCAUGGGAGCACACCGUAACUUUAUUGUUGAAGUGUCGAAAGAAGGAUCGACGCAGAAGGAACUUCACACGUACUUCUUGAAGUCCGUGCCCUACAACGUCUACGAUCACGCAAAGUUUGUCAAAGAAAGUAAGAUGUUUCACAAGGAGACGAGUUUUUAUGAACUAAUAAUGCCAGAGCUAAUGAAGAGCAGUAGAGACAAAUCGUGGGCACCCCAGUGUUACUUGGUGAAGGACGACGCGCUGGUAUUCGAAAAUUUGGUAAUAAAAAAUUACACGAUGAAAGCAGACAGACUACUAGACGUUGCGUCCCUCGAGGCAGCUUUAUCGAGCUUAGCGAAAAUGCAUGCAGCUUCAAUGCUGGCGGAAAAGCGACUCGGCAAAAGUUUUCUAGACAUGUACCCGGAUUUGAUGGAGGAAAUUCUGUUCUCUCGUACAAAAUUAUUCGCUAUGUGGAAUAAAUGUGGCAUCGACGUACUUACCAACAUAGCUAAAUAUCUAGGAUUGGAUGAUGAAGUCGUGCCGAAAGUGUGCAACUUGAUCUACGAAAAACUACGGCCGUCCAAGACAAGGAGAAAUGUGAUCAAUCAUGGAGAUGCAUGGGCGAACAAUUUGAUGUUCAAUGAAUCCAAGUGUAUUCUCGUGGAUUUUCAAUUGGUGAGAUAUGUUCCUGCCAUGAGUGACGUCGCGCUGCUAUUCUAUCACAACGCGAAGAAAGAAUUGAGGGAUAAAUAUGAAAUGAAUCUGCUUAAGCAUUAUCAUACGACCUUGUGCGAUGUGCUGAAGGAUGGCGGAGUGGACAUACCCGAGUUCGUAGACAUCGUAGACGAAUAUGAAGAGAUGAGAAUCGUUGGACUCGUUACCACUAAUAUGUAUUACCAAAUCAAUCAGAUACCCGGAGAUAAGCAGCUGGAACUUAUGUCGACCUCCCAAGGAUUCAAUGAUUUACUUUUCCGAGAUCGCGUGGAUCUUAUUUUGGGAUUCAUGAAGACGGAUGGAAGAUACAGAGAAAUCCUUUCAUCCGUUGUUAAAGAACUGGUUGAAUCGGCACCGAAGUAUUUGAAAUAA
Molecule: messenger RNA, 1233 nt
Organism: Phymastichus coffea
Lineage: Eukaryota; Metazoa; Arthropoda; Insecta; Hymenoptera; Eulophidae
Exons: 1
Coding region: 1-1233 (410 amino acids)
Source: RefSeq, a predicted model, not a curated record